This is a messenger RNA of Limanda limanda (common dab), 2607 nucleotides long. It is a transcript of the gene axin1, whose product is annotated as axin 1. The record is from RefSeq and is a predicted model, not a curated record. The coding region runs from base 1 to 2607 and encodes 868 amino acids. The transcript has 10 exons. Gene Ontology annotation, biological process: negative regulation of canonical Wnt signaling pathway. Lineage: Eukaryota; Metazoa; Chordata; Actinopteri; Pleuronectiformes; Pleuronectidae.
AUGGAUGCUGGAACCAUGAGCGUAAGCGACAAAAGGGGCUACCUAGCCGACCUGGGGGGAGGCUUCACUGAGGAUGCACCCAGGCCUCCAGUCCCAGGGGAGGAAGGUGAGCUUGUGUGCAGUGACGGACGCCAAUGCAGCAACUUAGGCUUCUCGACAAAGAAUGAGAGCCUCAAAUGUGAGGCGUCUGUGGCUACACCCAGGCGACCCGACUUGGACCUGGGUUAUGAGCCGGAGGGCAGUGCCUCUCCGACACCACCCUACAUAAAGUGGGCAGAAUCUCUUCACUCCCUCCUGGAUGACCAGGAUGGCAUCCACUUGUUUCGGAUGUUUCUCAAGCAGGAGGAGUGCGCGGAUAUGCUGGACUUCUGGUUUGCAUGCAGUGGGUUUCGCAAACAAGAAGCUAAUGAGGGUAACGAAGAGAAGAAGCUCAAACUGGCAAAAGCUAUCUAUAAGAAAUUUGUCUUGGACAACAAUGGGAUCGUUUCCAGACAGAUCAAACCAGCCACCAAGUCCUUCAUUAAAGACUGUGUGAUGAAGCUUCAUAUUGAUCCAGCAAUGUUUGACCAGGCUCAGACUGAGAUACAGACUAUCAUGGAGGACAACACCUACCCCUUAUUCCUCAAGUCUGACAUUUAUUUGGAAUAUACACGGACAGGAGGAGAGAGCCCUAAGCUGUUCAGUGAUCAGAGCUCUGUUUCUGGGAAAGGACUGUCGGGUUACUUGCCGACUUUAAAUGAAGAUGAGGAAUGGAGAUGUGACCAUGAGGCAGAGGAGCAGACCGAGAGUGACCCCACACCGAGCAACCGGCUUACCAAGAAGCUGCUGAUGGAGACUGCGACGCAGCGAGUUUGCAACAUUGCGAGAUUCCAGGACAGUCACGAGUACAGGCCCGCUGCAUGUCGGGAGCCCAUCAACCCGUACUACGUCAACUCCGGUUACGCCCUGGCCCCUGCCACCAGCGCCAAUGACAGUGAGCAGCAGAGUUUGUCCAGUGACGCAGACACGAUUUCCCUUACCGACAGCAGCGUAGAUGGGGUACCACCCUACAGAUACCGCAAACAGCAUCGCCGGGAGAUGCACGAAAGUGCCAAAGCAAAUGGGCGAGUGCCACUACCUCAUAUUCCACGCCCAAACCGGAUUCCAAAGGACAUUCAUGUGGAGCCAGAGCGUUUCGCUGCAGAGCUGAGCAGCAGACUGGAGGGGGUGCUGAGGGAGAGAGAGGCUCAGGAGAAACUUGAGGAGCGACUGAAGAGAGUUCGAUUGGAAGAGGACGGUGAUGAAAUCAUGCCCACAACCACAACAUCAGCUGGUCACAGGUUCCUUCCUGGUGCUUAUCCGCAGAAUCACAGCUCCCGCUACACUGACAUCACCUACAAUGGGGCUUUUCUGAGAGACGCUCACGAGGAGAACCCAGAGAGUAUCCUGGAUGACCACGUCCAGCGGGUCAUGAAAACCCCUGGCUGCCAGUCACCCGGGGCAGGUCGCCACUCGCCCAAGUCACGCUCACCCGACAGCUUCCCAGGGGGCAAAGGGAUUGGACUGGGAAUGCCGCUGUCAUCAGGACAGGGCAAACACCCAUCCAGACACGGCCUGAAGGGAGAGAGCAGCCACCUGUACCACCACAAACACGUGCAUCACAUCAACCAGGCAGGCAUCGGAAAGCCCAAAGAGCAGGUGGAGGCGGAGGGAGCCAUGCGUGCGCACGGCACCUUUCCCUGGGGAGUGGAGACGAGUCAUUAUGGAUCAAGGUCUCGCAGCUACGCUGAUGGCAUGGGAUCCAACUCCAUGGAGCAUUCAGGGUUUGUUAGCAAAGGUGGCCCACAGUGUAAAAAGGUGUACAGGAAAGGUGAGGAUGUGCGGCCUUAUGACAUGGUGGGAUCCGGAGAAGAGUUGGAGAAAAACCAGAAGAUCCUUUUGUGGCUGAUGGAGGGACAGAAAGAAAUGGUUCAGCAAAAGAGAAGCCCGUACGGGAGCACCACUGGAUCCAAGAGGACCACAGCCCAUGAGGGAUCCCGCCUCGGCUCGGUGGAGAGACCAGGCUCGGUGUACCCGUGUGGCGGCGCCCAGCUGCGGAACAAAGCGCAGCCGUCACAUCCGUUCAUCCAGGAUCCCACCAUGCCCCCCAACCCAGCUCCCAGCCCCCUUAUCCAGCUGGAGGAGGUUUGCCGGCGGCUUGAAGAGGAGAAGAUAAAAUCUGGAACUCUACAGCCCAAGCAAAGGUACGUGAUGGAGGUGAUCCAGAGGGGUCGAACCGCGGUGAGGCCGGCACUGUUCCCUCCGCUCAGCGUGGUGCCCGCCGUCUCUGACAGCGAGCUCUCCGAGCCUGAACAUAAAGCCAGUAAGAAGCAGCCGUGUGAAAACACAGUGGUGGCAUAUUACUUCUGUGAGGAGCAGAUUCCAUACAGGACGUCUGUCAAAGGCAGAGUCGUCACUCUGGGCCAGUUCAAAGAGCUGCUCACAAAGAAAGGAAAUUACAGGUAUUAUUUCAAGAAGGUGAGCGACGAGUUUGACUGCGGGGUGGUGUUUGAAGAGGUGCGCGAAGAUGAUGCCAUCUUGCCCAUUUUUGAGGAGAAGAUUAUCGGGAAAGUCGAAAAGAUUGAUUGA